Messenger RNA from Hippocampus zosterae (dwarf seahorse), 619 nucleotides. Its product is annotated as intraflagellar transport protein 20 homolog. Lineage: Eukaryota; Metazoa; Chordata; Actinopteri; Syngnathiformes; Syngnathidae. The transcript has a single exon. The record is from RefSeq and is a predicted model, not a curated record. Bases 179 to 577 code for a protein of 132 amino acids. Gene Ontology annotation, cellular component: intraciliary transport particle B; Golgi apparatus; cilium. Gene Ontology annotation, biological process: centrosome localization; protein localization to cilium; intraciliary transport.
UUAAAUCGCUCCAUGUACAGCACUUUGUAUGCAGCGAUGGCUGUUUGAAAGUGCUCCAGAAAUACUCUCGUUCUCCCUUCCGUCGAGAAUGCUCGCAUGUCUUUGAGUGGUGAUUGUUAAAAGGCGUAGAAUUUUGGUCCCUGAGGAUGAGGUUUCGCCACAGGUGCGCGCCAGAACUAUGGCCAAAGACGCGUUGGCAGAGGCGGGCUGCUAUUUCGACGAACUCAACAAGCUCCGAGCGCUCGAGCCCGACGUCAGCCAAAAGACGGCGGAGCUGAAAGAAGACUGCAAAGAUUUUUUGGACAAAAUCGUGCAGUUUCUGAAGAUCAUCGGAGGUCUGAUGGACCUGGUGGACGCCUUGGCCGACGAGACGGAGAGAGAAAAGUUGAAGGCGCUCGGGACGAGAAACCUGCUCAAGUUUGUGGCCAAGCAGCGGGAGGCCCAACGGCAGCAACUUUCCGCCCUGAUCGCCGAGAAGAUGAUGCAACUGAAGCGCUAUCGUAUCGAAUACGAGACCCUGUCCAAAGUUGAAGCCGAACAAAAUGAGUUUAUUAACCAGUACAUUUUGCACAAGUGACCGUCAGAUCGGAUUAAAAAUUGGGACGGUCGUUCGGAUGGA